GAAGAAAACGGAGAAAAUAAUGGCGAGGUUGCGCAUAGUUGAGUGAGUGUACGCUCGCGCACGUUCGCGAUCAGCCGAUGAAACGCUUCCCGACGUCGUAGCCUCGCACACCGCGCGCCUGUAGUCGUCGUCCGCGGCCGUGCGCACACACAGUGUUCGGUGCACACAGGUUGGCAGUAGAUUGCAUGGCAUUCGCGGUGAGCGAGCCAGACAGCGCCGGGCAGCAGUGAGCGAGCAAGAGAGCGACUGAGGAGUUUAGAAAUGGCCGCUGUUAGCAGUGGCCGCAGUGCUGGUGCUGUUGUAAUGGCUCCGAACCUGGACGCGCAGAACGAUCUCGACGACUUGCUGAAGAAGCUUUAUCCGGCUGUGUGCGAAGAGAAGACACCUCUGCCUCGCGCUUGGAGUCCCAAGGAGAAGUACAAUUACAUUGGACUCUCGCAGAGCAAUCUACGAGUUCACUAUAAAGGAUGUGGGAAAACGCACAAAGACGCUGCCAGCGUGCAAGCGACGCAUCCGAUUCCGGCAGCAUGCGGUCUCUACUACUUCGAGGUGCGCAUAGUUAGCAAAGGCCGUGAUGGCUACAUGGGCAUUGGACUCUCUGCCGCCGGCGUUAACAUGAACAGGCUGCCCGGAUGGGAUAAACAUUCAUAUGGUUAUCACGGUGAUGAUGGUCACUCGUUCUGCUCGUCCGGCACAGGACAACCAUAUGGUCCCACCUUCACCACGGGCGACGUCAUCGGCUGCGGCGUGAACUUAGUCGACAAUACUUGUUUUUAUACCAAAAACGGGCACCAUUUGGGCACUGCUUUCACAGAUCUACCUCCUAAUCUAUAUCCGACCGUUGGAUUGCAGACCCCUGGAGAGGUGGUAGAUGCGAAUUUUGGUCAGGAGCCUUUUAUGUUUGACAUUGAGGACAUGAUGAGGGAAUUGCGAUCUCGAACAAGACUUCAAAUUUACGAUUUUCCAGUACCGGAGAGCCAAGGCGAAUGGCAAACCGUAUUAAAUAAAAUGGUAUCGUCUUACUUAAUACACCAUGGUUUCUGUAACACUGCCGAAGCAUUCGCCACUGUAACAGAUCAACCAUUUAACGAAGACAUCGCUUCAAUAAAAAAUCGCCAAAAGAUUUUAAAAUUAGUGUUAGCUGGUAGAAUGGGCGAGGCCAUAGAUAAGACGAAGCGCUUAUAUCCGGAUCUCUUGAAAAACGAUCAGAAGCUACUGUUUAUGCUGAAAUGUCGGCAGUUUAUUGAAAUGGUGAACGGCACCGACGUGGAGGUGAACGCCGGUCGCAAAUCUGCCAGCAACAACAGUCUCGGCACACAUCCACCGCCAUACACGAACGCCAAUUCACCGAGCAGCCCUAUACAGACGUCGGUGAUACAGUCGACGAAAGCGUUUGCUAGCAAUAACAAAUCACCAAAGCUGGAUGAUAUGAACAAUCAGAACCAGCCGGCGGCCGCGCUUAAUGGCAGCGCUAACAACUCGAAUAAUGCGGCUCCAGCAGCGAGCAUACGAACCCCACCAGUUGAUGCCAGUGCCGCGGAUAGCGACGUUGAAAUGGACACCUCCGAGGAACCGCAGCAGAAUGGGCAUUCUGUGAGCGCCAAUGGCAAGAGUAACGGGUAUCAGAACGGCAACAGCCAUACUCCCGCAAGCAAUGCGGGCGUCAAUCAAGUAGAUUGUUUUGAAAACGAGGAUGAAGAUAUGGAUGUGGAUGGGCCAUACAGCCGGAAUAGUUGUAAACCUGCCGUUCACAGAAUUCUUGAAUUUGGGAAAGAGCUAUAUGCUAUGAGUCAAACACUCACUGAAGACGACUCGAAUGAAGCUCAUGACAUGGUCAUGGACGCAUUUAGUUUAUUAGCCUAUUCAAAUCCAUGGGCGAGCCCCGUAGGAUGGCAGUUGGAUCCACUGCAGAGGGAAAGAGUUUAUGCAUCACUUAAUUCAGCUAUUUUAAAAUCUACUAAUAAACCUAGAAAACCACCACUGGAAGUCGCGAUGGCGCACGCUCAAGAACUGGUGCGCUUGAUGGCCUCCGCAGGUAUCGGAUCUAGUGCCUUCGCCUCCAUCCCCGAACUCCUGGAGCACUGAUACUGACACCCGUUCGGAUACGACUGCGCAUACCUCAUGCGCAACACGUUAAUUAAUUCGGGCGCGAAUUGAAACAAGUCGUUGGUUUGGUAACCAGAGUGAACUCAAUAACAUUUAUAACGUAGAGAUUAUUCAGCAUGCACGCGGUUUGAUGCAAAACACGCUGGGAGGGAGGACAUGCAAACGCCAUUAUAGUUUCAGUUUGUAAUCUAAGACGGGAUUAACACUAAUUCAACAUUACAUAGACUGCCAACACAUAAUGGAUAGUUUUAUGCUACCACUUGUCACGCAUAUGUUGUUGUUCACGAAAUUGUUCACUCUCAGCUCCGGAGAAACCAGUUACAUGGGCUUGUUUUAUACGUUACUAUAAUUCGUUUAGCAUAAUUUGUGUACAUAUGAUUUCAGCGUAUUCCAUAUAUAUUAUUGACCUUUUUUCCGAACAAUUUGAAUAUACAAUAAUUAUGCAAUAAUUACUAUAAGAAUAAAUCUAUUGUUUUUGUUUGCUUUCAAA
Messenger RNA from Dalotia coriaria, 2596 nucleotides. It is a transcript of the gene RanBPM, whose product is annotated as Ran-binding protein M. Bases 262 to 2085 code for a protein of 607 amino acids. The transcript is spliced from 7 exons. Lineage: Eukaryota; Metazoa; Arthropoda; Insecta; Coleoptera; Staphylinidae. Gene Ontology annotation, molecular function: protein binding. The record is from RefSeq and is a predicted model, not a curated record.